CAACAAAACAGAAACUGGUCAGUCAUACAUUUGUUGUGAGUGCCAUCCGCGUUCUUUGAUUUGGAAUAACUUCGGUUGCAUAUAGGCACCUUGUUUCAUAUAAUCUCGCAAGGAGAAUACACAACGAAGCAAGAUGAGUUCAAGACAAGUUUUACAAGUUUUUGAACAGUAUCAGAAGUCUCGUACACAGUUUGUCCAAACUAUAGCCGAGUUGUCGUCACGGCCGCAAAACAUUGAGAUAUUGCAAAAUGCCGGUGUGAUGUCCUUGUUGCGUCCUUUACUUUUGGAUAUUGUACCAACAAUACAACAAACCGCAGCAUUGGCUCUUGGACGUUUGGCUAACUAUAAUGAUGAUCUCGCCGAAGCUGUUGUCAAAGGAGAUAUCCUGCCACAGUUAGUCUAUUCGUUAGCUGAACAAAAUAGAUUCUAUAAGAAGGCCGCUGCGUUUGUAUUGAGAGCUGUUGCUAAACAUUCACCACAGCUAGCUCAGUCUGUUGUUGAUUGUGGUGCUCUGGAUGCAUUGGUUAUCUGUUUAGAAGAGUUUGAUCCUGGUGUUAAGGAGGCAGCUGCUUGGGCUUUAGGAUACAUUGCAAGACAUAAUGCAGAGUUGUCUCAGUCUGUGGUUGAUGCUGGUGCAGUACCUCUGCUAGUGUUGUGUAUCCAGGAACCAGAAUUAUCUUUGAAACGUAUUUCCGCAUCAGCACUCAGUGAUAUUUGUAAACAUUCACCUGAGUUAGCACAGACUGUUGUCGAUGCUGGAGCCAUUGCCCACUUAGCACAGAUGAUUCUUAAUCCUGAUGCUAAACUAAAGAGACAGGUAUUCUCUGCACUAAGUCAGAUUGCCAAGCACUCUGUUGAUUUGGCUGAAAUGGUCGUAGAAGCUGAGAUAUUCCCUGCUGUAUUGACUUGCCUAAAGGAUAUAGAUGAAUACGUUCGUAAGAACACUGCAACACUUAUUCGUGAGAUUGUGAAACACACCCCUGAAUUGGCGCAAUUGGUGGUGAAUGCAGGUGGUGUGGCUGCUGUCGUUGACUAUGUGGGAGAAUCUAAAGGCAAUGUACGCUUACCAGGAGUCAUGAUGCUCGGUUAUGUAGCUGCUCAUUCAGAAAACCUAGCCAUGGCUGUUAUUGUCUCUAAGGGUGUGACACAGUUAGCUAUAACUUUGGCGGAGGAGCCUGAAGACCACAUCCAGGCAGCAGCAGCCUGGGCAUUGGGACAAAUUGGACGCCACACACCAGAGCAUGCUAAAGCAGUAGCUGUUGCUAAUGUCUUGCCAAAGUUAUUACAGUGUUAUCUACGUGCUGAUGCUUCAGAAGAUUUGCAGACCAAGUCAAAGAAAGCUUUGAAGAAUAUCCUACAGAAAUGUGUACACCUACCAGCUUUAGAACCUUUACUACAUGAUGCUCCAGCCAACAUUCUUAAACACGUUGUUGGUCAGUUCAGUAAAGUGUUACCACAUGAUGCUAAAGCCAGAAGACUAUUUGUUACAAGUGGUGGUCUCAAGAAGGUGCAAGAGAUCAAAGCAGAACCUGGUAGUGCACUUCAUGAAUAUAUUAACACAAUCAACAACUGCUAUCCAGAAGAAAUUGUCAGGUACUACUCACCAGGAUACUCAGAACAGCUUUUGGAGAGAGUAGAACAAUACCAACCAGUAGCUUAAAUGCAUACAUCAAUAACACCACCACCAGGAAGAAAACAAUAUUUUGUAAAACAAUGUUUUUCAUAAAUUGUACAGAAAGUAAAAUAAAGAAACCAUUUUAACAUUCAAUGUAUUCUUGUUUCUGCCAUAACCAUACAAGUUUGGUUAUUUAUUUGCUUAUGAAUCCCUCCGCAAGUUCACAAAGGUGUACAGUAGCCAUGUUGGGAUUAAACACAUCACGUACCAUAGAGGGACAGAUUUGAUACAAACACUUUCAAACUUUGUAUUUUUAUUGUAAUUUUUGACUGAACAAAGACGAUUUGAUAUUUAGAGAUUCCAAUUGUAGGAAAUGCUUUCAGUCACUUUGUCCAAUGUACUUUGGAUGGCUAUUCUAUUUCCUUUGUAUAUACCCGAUAUUAUACCAUAUCCAGUGUUUGUUCCAUUUUGUUAGUAAUAAAUAAUGUGUAUACUACUAUAAACAUUAUGCUGUUAUUUUGUACAAUGAAAAUGGUUGUCAUGUAUUAAAAUUGUUGGCAAAGUUUAGUUGAAAGCCCUUUCAACUCGACUUUACAUACCUUAAUAUGCUGAAAACUCAAUCACAACCGAAUCCACAGAACUGCUCAUGGCGUUCGGCAAGGCAGAUAUGUUGCAAAUACCGUAGCUGUUCAUUUAUUCAGUACUUGUAAAUUACGUGACCGGUACAAAUUCAACUUCACUUGAAAAUAUUCGUAGUAAAAUAAAUAGUUGCAGGAAUUGUAAUAUGUUCAAAUAAAAUUGUAUUUUCUUUAGUACA
This is a messenger RNA of Saccoglossus kowalevskii, 2432 nucleotides long. Its product is annotated as sperm-associated antigen 6. Gene Ontology annotation, cellular component: microtubule cytoskeleton. Gene Ontology annotation, biological process: cilium movement. Lineage: Eukaryota; Metazoa; Hemichordata; Enteropneusta; Harrimaniidae. The record is from RefSeq and is a predicted model, not a curated record. Gene Ontology annotation, molecular function: microtubule binding.